AAAUGUCGGCCAUUGUCGAUUGCAGGAAAACGCGUCCUAACCACACCGACCGGGAAAUGCGAAUUGCGUAUGUUUAUGUCGUGUAUUUACUGUAAUUGUCAUUACCAGUCCGUACUCGACUAUUACCACAUCACAUACAACCAUGAGCUGGGAAAUCAGUGAAUACAUGAAUAUGUGCCGUGCUUGUAUGAAAACCGACGGUAUACUGCUGUCGAUGUAUGACAACAAUGAAAUCAAGGGCAUGAAUCUGCCGGAUAAGCUAAUGGAACUAACGUCUAUCAAAAUUCACAGGUUUGAUGGAUUACCCAAUAAGCUCUGCUGUAAGUGUGCUUAUCGUAUUCAUGCCUCAUAUGAUUUCAAGCAGCAAGUACAAGAAACAUACAGGAAACUCUUAAAGAUGUUUGAAAAACAAAAACAUAAGCUUAAGAAAGAACUAUCAGAUGAAGAAGAUAAUAUAGAUAUUCCUACGCAAAUAAAUAAACCCUUGGAAUUUAUAUUACCGCAUGAUUCUAGUAUCGAUAUUUCAGAGAAUUUGACAACUGAGAUAAAAGAUACAAAUGAGGACAAGCAAGAAAUUAUGACCAAUGUUUCUUAUUUACUCGGGAACUAUGAUGACGACAAGGAAAAUAGUUUAAGUUGGGAUGAUGUUCUAUCUAAUUUAGAGUGCAGAAAAGAAACUAGAAUGGAAUAUACAGAUUCUAUAUGUUCUGUAAAAACCGAGGUACCAGAGGAUAUUACAAAGAUCUUCAAUCCGCAGCAGUAUACUUUAAUGUACAUACCAAAAUCUAUGGUCAAUGAUAUUUCCACCACAGAAAUUACGAUAUCUGAUAUAGAUCAAGAAAAAAUCGAGGACAAUGACGACACACUUAUAACUGCUAUAAAAAUAUUAGAUAAACAGGAGGAGAAUAUCGAAGAGAUUCCACACGACAUAUGCCCUUCCAGCUCAGUGAAAUUUAAAACAGACACGAGAGAGAAAUAUACUAUAGCAGAUCAGAAUGAUGAUUCGAUAGGAAACAAGGAAAUGAGCGAAGGAGAAAAUAAUUCGAACAUUGAACAGUCGUUGCUGAGAACGGAGAACACCGAUGAAUCUGACUCCGAUUACUUUAUCGAUCCUAAGGACAACGUAUUGGGUAGUCUGAACGACACGAUAACGCGAAUAAAAGAGUUGAAGCAAGGAAACGAGACUAUAUACCAAUGUGCGUUGUGUUUGCAGAAUUACGAACAUCUAAUAGGUGCAUUGCUGCAUAUCGUCGACAAUCACGUUCCAAGUAGCGGGCCUUUCUUUUGCGUAGUAUGCGAGAAAGACUGUGACAGCCACCGAGAAUUGCGAGCGCACGCGAAAACACACACUGGUCGAAUGCCAUACACGUGCUUCUUAUGCAGUAAGGCAUAUACCAGAAAGCGUUAUCUCAAACGACACAUGGUGUGCCAUGCAGACUUGCCGCGCUACCGAUGCCCGAAAUGCGGAGUUCGCUUUGCCGUGAAGACAGAUUUGGAGACUCACGUCAGAACGCAUGUACACGGCACACCUUUCUCCUGCAGCCAAUGCUCGCGUACAUUUAAUCACAAAGGCAAUUACAAGCGCCACUUGAUCAGUCAUUUGGAUCCAGAGGGUCGUCAUCUGCCUAAAUACCCGUGCAAAGUCUGUGGCAAGCGAUUUCUUAACAAUCGGACACUGAUUACACACAUACGUGUUCAUACCGGUGAGAGGCCGUACUCGUGCGAAGUUUGUGGGAAAUCAUUUUCACAGCAAGGCAAUUUGCUAAAUCACGCGAGGAUACAUUCUAAUCCACGUAGCUACUCAUGCGAUGUUUGUAACAAAAGUUUCAACCAGCGUGCCACGCUAAAGGAUCACCGGCUACUGCAUACAGGCGAAAAACCUCAUGUGUGUAACGUAUGUGGAGUCGCAUUUACGUUUAGCGCCGCAUUACGGAGGCAUAUGUGGUCUCAUACGAAUAAGAAGCCAUUCAGAUGCGAUGUAUGCCAAGCGCAAUUUGUUGGUAAAUACGACCUACGACGACACAUGCAGGUUCACACCGAACGGCCAAAAGUGAGACGAAAGAGAAACACCACAACGAAAUCGAACGAUCUUCUUCAAGAGCAGUUUCAAGAAGAAGAUUCUAUCGUAAUCGUUGAGCCAGAUACUGAAACUGUACUUAUAGAUCAAGUGCUUUUGCCAGAAGAUGUUACGGAAGUCGCGCAUCAGGUCGAGUCAGAAAAAGAGAACGUUGAUGCUUUGUUCAAUUUUAUACAAUACGAUUGAUAAUAUGUUUGCGAUAAAACGUUUCAGAUCAUCCACUAUUUGCCGAUUAAAAAAAAUUAAGAUUGGUUGAUUCGUGUCUUCUAUCGGGUUUCAUAUUGAUCUGUUUUCCAUACGAAUCAUAUCUUAAGUAGCAGCAAUAUAAUUGUAAAUCUACAUCAAACUACAUCAGUCUUUAUAAUUA
Harpegnathos saltator (Jerdon's jumping ant) is the source of this 2444-nucleotide messenger RNA. Its product is annotated as zinc finger protein 568. Gene Ontology annotation, cellular component: nucleus. The transcript is spliced from 4 exons. The record is from RefSeq and is a predicted model, not a curated record. Gene Ontology annotation, biological process: regulation of transcription by RNA polymerase II. Lineage: Eukaryota; Metazoa; Arthropoda; Insecta; Hymenoptera; Formicidae. Gene Ontology annotation, molecular function: zinc ion binding; RNA polymerase II cis-regulatory region sequence-specific DNA binding; DNA-binding transcription factor activity. Bases 143 to 2263 code for a protein of 706 amino acids.